Messenger RNA from Otolemur garnettii (small-eared galago), 4718 nucleotides. RefSeq names its product protein-glucosylgalactosylhydroxylysine glucosidase (gene PGGHG). Lineage: Eukaryota; Metazoa; Chordata; Mammalia; Primates; Galagidae. Bases 115 to 2202 code for a protein of 695 amino acids. Gene Ontology annotation, molecular function: catalytic activity. The transcript has 14 exons. The record is from RefSeq and is a predicted model, not a curated record. Gene Ontology annotation, biological process: carbohydrate metabolic process.
ACGCCGCGACCAAGAACCAGGCCGCUGCUCCCUCCUCGGCCCCUGUGGGAGCAGGAUCUAGACCUCUGGGUGGAGCUGAGGGACGCAGGUGCCCAAGCGCUAAAGGGCCCUUCCAUGGAGGAUGUCAAUGAGGACCCCACUGUAUUCACUGCCCAUUCUCUGCCCAGUGACCCCCGGCUCCUGGCCACUGUGACCAACACAUACCUGGGCACACGAGUAUAUCAUGAUACACUGCAUGUGAGUGGUGUGUACAAUGGGGCAGGGGGAGACACACACCGAGCAGUUUUGCCAAGCCCCCUCAAUGUCCAGCUAGAGGUCCCUGCAGAGAUGGGAGAAGAGCUGACAGAGACCUUUGCCCUGGACACCAGCACAGGCUCCUUUUUGCAUACCCUAGAGGGCCCCAGCUUCCGAACCUCCCAGUGCAUCUAUGCCCACCGCACUCUGCCCCAUGUCCUGGCCUUCAGUGUGUCCAUCACCCGCCUGUCCCAAGGGAAUGAGCCUAUCACGGUGCUGCUGCGAUCGUCCUUCUCCCCAGAAAGCCCAGACCUGGACCUGCAUCUGGGUCCUGAUUUCCAAGGAGCCCGGUACCUCUAUGGCCAUACACUCACCCCUGAGCAGCCUGGAGGGCCGAAGCAGGAGGUACACAUGCUGUGGACACCAGUGCCCCCAGCUCUGACCCUUGGGGAAGGUGGGGAAGAUGGGGCCUGGGACUUCCUGACAGUGGUGGGCAGCAGCCAGGCUGAGGCACAGGCCUGCCUCACUGAGGCACUGCAGCUGCAGGCCAAGGGUGCCCUGUACAGGGCCCACACAGAGGCCUGGACCCAGCUCUGGGCAGGCUGUGGCCUGGACGUUGUGGGGCCCCUGCCCCUGCGCCAGGCCCUUCGUGGCUCCCUCUACUACCUGCUCAGUGCCUUGCCCCAGCCCGGGGCCCCAGGAUAUAUCUGCCAUGGCCUCAGUCCUGGUGGCCUCUCCAACGGAAGCCGUGAAGAAUGCUACUGGGGCCACGUCUUCUGGGACCAGGACCUCUGGAUGUUCCCGCUCAUCCUGAUACUCCACCCAGAGGCCGCCAGAGCCAUCCUGGAAUACCGAGUCCGUACACUUAGCGGGGCCCUAGAGAAUGCCCAGUACCUGGGCUAUGAGGGAGCCAAGUUUGCCUGGGAGAGUGCAGGCUCAGGCCUGGAGGUCUGCCCUGAAGACAUUUAUGGGGUCCAGGAGAUCCACAUCAAUGGGGCCGUGGUACUGGCCUUUGAGCUGUACUACCAUGCCACCCAGGACCUGCAGCUCUUCCGAGAGGCUGGUGGCUGGGAUGUGGUCAGUGCUGUAGCUGAGUUUUGGUGUAGCCGCGUGGAAUGGAACCCCAAAGAGGAGAAAUACCACCUGAGAGGAGUCAUGCCUCCAGAUGAGUACCACACAGGGGUCAACAACUCCGUAUACACCAACGUCCUGGCCCAGAACAGCUUGCACUUUGCUGCUGACCUGGCUCAGGACCUAGGGCUGCCCAUCCCUAACCAGUGGCUGGAGGUGGCAGACAAGAUCAAGGUGCCCUUUGACUGGGAGCAGAACUUCCACCCUGAGUUUGAUGGGUAUGAGCCUGCACCUUCCCCAGGAGAGCAAGUGAAGCAGGCAGAUGUUGUGCUCCUGGGGUACCCGGUUCCCUUCCCUCUGAAUCCCGAUGUGCGCAGGAAAAACUUGGAAAUUUAUGAGGCUGUGACAUCCCCCCAGGGUCCCGCUAUGACCUGGAGCAUGUUUGCAGUGGGCUGGAUGGAGCUGAAGGACCCAGUGCGGGCUCGGGCCCUUCUGGACAGGAGUUUCACCAACAUGACAGAGCCCUUCAAGGUGUGGACAGAGAAUGCUGAUGGGUCAGGCGCUGUGAACUUCCUGACAGGCAUGGGAGGCUUCCUGCAGGCUGUACUCUUUGGGUGCACAGGGUUCAGGCUCACCAGAGCAGGUGUGACUUUUGACCCCAUGUGCCUGGCAGGGGUCUCCAGAGUGUGUAUCUCUGGCAUCUCCUAUCAGGGGAACAAGCUGAACUUCUCCUUCUCUGAGGACUUUGUGACAGUAGAAGUUAUGGCCCGGGAGGGACCCUGGGCCCCACCACUGGAGGCCAAGCUUUGGCCAUCACAGGCUCUGCUUCCCCUGGUGCCAGGAAACAAAGUCUCCUUUCCCCGUUCUGCUGGCCGGAUACAAAAAUCAGCUCCAUAGCUGCCUAGAAGUUUCAGCUGCAGGAGUUUCCUGCAGAGGGUUUGGGGGUGUGAGACACUUGCUGCAGAGCUUAAAUACCCCUCAGAUUCACCCUUGGUUCCUCCAGCCCUGCCCCUGAACAACCAGGAGUGCUGGGUCCAGAAUUGUCUCUCCUCAUGGCCUCUCUCUGGCCACUCUUUCCACUCCCACCCCUCUGACACCUUCUGACCUGCAACCCCAACCCACCUGCUGCCCAGUUCACAGGAAAGUCCAGGUUGCUUGGCCUAAAGUUGAAGGCCAUCUGCCUCCAGCCUUAGCCCUUCUUAAGUCCUUAAUUGGCCCACACUUCAUCUCUGGCCUCUUGUACCCCACUCUUCUGGGAGCUGCAGUCCCAGAAGCAGCCAGAAACUUGGCUGAGAAAGCAGAGGCAGGUGCAGACCUCCGUGGGGAUGGCAAUGUGAAGGGCCUGAAGGAAGCGGCUUUGGUCACCUGCAGAACGAUCCAGGCCUCUCAGUUGCAGCUUUGCCAAAAAGAAACUGUCCACAUGAUGCCACUGAGGAGCAGGCAUGGUGUGGCCAGUCCCAGAGCUCACACGGUGGCUUAAUCCAAAAGCUGGGCUCCACAGCCUGUGGCACAGACAGGGUGGUGGGAAGCCCUUCUUCUCCACAUAGCCUGUGGGGAGGUGUCUAUCAUCAGGCAAUAGAACAGAUGCAUGUGAGAGCAAGACCCCAAAUCUUUCCACUGACCAGCUAGAGGGGCCAGAACCAAAUGUGCAUGGGUUAAAGACUAUGGCCCUGGGCCCCUUUGCCCUAGGUAGGGGGCAAAGCCCUGGCUGUGAGAAGCCCAGGGCCACAGCCAGAAGCUCUGCCCAACUCCUGGGCCUCAGCCCCUGGGGUGAGUCAUUGGUGAUUUCCCAAAAAGGACAGUAGAGGGCAUCUACUGAGAAAUCCUGAUAAAAACCGAGGCCUGGACACCACAUCAGCUUAAGGAAUUAAAGCAGGGAGACUCACUCCUCCGAGGAGCUUCCUUCCUUUUGAAAGCAAGGACUGUGUGAUGAGUCCUGCUUCCCUCCUCACUUGGGAGCCAGAGAUGCAGCAGCCCCAGAGCUCAAGCUGAGCAGGAGGUCUCCUCAUUCCUGCACCUCCCAUCUCUCUUGUAGGAUAACCCUAUUCCUUGCUCUUGGUGGAGACUUUGUCCAUGUUCUCCAAGAAGCAGCCACCAGCAGAAUGAUCCAGGCCUCUCAGUUGCAGAGAGCCUCAUGGACAUAGGUCUGUGGCAACUUGUGAGGGAAGGAAGUGUGUGUGGAGAUGUCUUGCAGGUGUCUUGUCUCCUUGGCUCUGCUGCUCAGGAGCAGCAUGUGGGAUGCAAGUGUGUGCCCCACAGCUGAGUUGCCCUAAGAGGCAUCCUCAUGGCUGCCCUGACGAGAACUGGGUGGGGUGCAGCUGAUAGAAGCCAGUGGACACAUUUCUUAAGGCCACUGUGACCAGGUGCAUGCUUGCCCAGGCUCACAGCCACAGUGGAGGGUGUGGGGUCUUGAGGAAUGGAUCUCUGGCCUCUGUGGGCCCCACUGAGGUCCCUCAUCUGCAGAACUGUGGCCAUCAAAGUCUGUCCCUGGGCAGCAAGGAGCCAAGAUGGGGGCUUUGGGGUACAUGCUGCCAGCAGGGCAGAUGCUUACCCUGGCAGCUCUCACCAGGAUGACGUGAGUACAGGCAUCAGAGCGUGGAGGCAGGAGGCCCUACACCUGUAGGACAUAUGCAGCCUGCAUGUGUGGCAUGUGUAUGUAUAUGUGGUCAACUCUGUGCACACAGUGGGGUGACCCUGUGAGGAGUGGUGAAGGGCCAGCCAGUGCCCAUGUGCUGGGAUGGCUGGCCAGGAUCUGUCAACCUGCCCAGGAGACUCAGCCUGGGGUAAGAAGGCUGCUAGUGAUACUUCCCCUCAGGAGGUGCAACUGAAACUCAACACCUGCCAUGGGCCAGACCCCUGCCCCUCACUGAGUGGACAGACCAUCCAUCCUAUCCUGAGGACAUGUGUCCAGCCACACAUGAGCUACCCUGUUACCAGCCUCUACAUCUGGCAUAACUUAGCCUCUUGUUGGAUCAAACCUGGAGCUCAGGGUGGGCACACCAUCUCCAUCCCAGUCCAAGCUCAAGCUGGCACACUGUCCUAUCCUGAGAUUAGCCCUGUCUGUCCCAGCACACACACAUGCAGGGUCUGCUCAACCCGCAGACACUGUCCUCAGUUUGGGGCUCCAUGAAGGCAGAUGGGCCAGUGGCUGACUACAGGGGUGCCGCAGAUUGAGAGGCUCCAUGUGGAGGGAAGGGACCCUGGGUGGAGUGUUCAAAACCUGAACUUCCUUACAGUUAAGGCCCCUGUAAUUAGCCCACCCUGUCAUUGGCCAGCCAUAGCAAAGUCCCAGGGCCUCACCCUAACCGCACAGGGUUUGUAUGUGUGUGGAGCAACCUCUAUUUGUUAAGCUCUGUUGGUUCCAGUGGAUGUGUGUGGGACGCCAUGUGGUGCACAAGUGAGGUGAAAUAUAG